Magnolia sinica is the source of this 1934-nucleotide messenger RNA. Its product is annotated as double-stranded RNA-binding protein 1-like. Lineage: Eukaryota; Viridiplantae; Streptophyta; Magnoliopsida; Magnoliales; Magnoliaceae. The record is from RefSeq and is a predicted model, not a curated record. The transcript has 6 exons. Gene Ontology annotation, molecular function: double-stranded RNA binding. The coding region runs from base 85 to 1569 and encodes 494 amino acids.
CUCUCCCCAUUUCUCUAUAAAUUGGAUAAAAUCUCAAUCGUACCCCGCCAUUUCUGACUCCGAGAAGAGAGAGGAAGAAGAAAAAUGUAUAAAUCUCGGCUGCAAGAGCUCUGUCAUCAGAAAUCAUGGAGCUUGCCCACAUACGCCACUUCAAAGGAGGGUCCAGAUCACAACCCUUGCUUCAAAGGCACCGUUUCCAUCAACGGCGUCGAUUUCCGGACCAUCGAUUCCGCCAAAUCAUCCAAAGAAGCUCAGAACAUGGCCGCCAAGCUCGCUUUCGAGCAUUUCACCACCGCUGGAAGCUUCGACGUGGCUGCUGCCUUUCUUCCAUUGUCGUUAGCAGGUCCUUCCAAUGGAAUCGGUGAGUUGAAUAAUACACCCAACCCCAAAGCCGCACUAGAGCAGAAAAAUCAAGAAAUGACAACAAAUUCUCAUGCUGACAGAAAUGGUUUGAAUUUCAGGGAGGAUAGAGAACUGACAGAAAUGCAAUACAUUUACAAGAGCCAGCUACAGAAUUUGGCCCAGAAAAGAAACCUGAGUCUACCUGUCUAUUCUAGUCUUCGUGAUGGACAGCCUCAUUGCCUCCGCUUUAAGGCUACCGUUAUGGUAGAUGGACAAACCUUUGAGAGUCCUGAUUUUUUCAGCACACUAAGAGAAGCAGAACAUGCCGCUGCAAAAGUUGCUCUGGCAUCUUUGUCAGCAGGAGAUCAAGAGGAUGAUGCUGGUUUUUGCAAAAACCUUUUGCAGGAAUUAGCUCAGAAAGAAGGCUUUUCACUACCGGUAUAUAAGACCGUUAGAUCCGGUCUACCUCAUUUGCCUACUUUCUUUUCCACUGUUGAAAUAGAAGGAGAGGUUUUCUCUGGAAAAGCAGCAAAAACCAAGAAGCAGGCAGAGAUGAUUGCAGCAAAGGUUGCUUGGUCUUGUCUUAAAGAGCGUGCUUCGAAGAGGAUUCAUGCACACCUUUCUAUAGGUUGUAAAACACAGGAUGCUCCUGGGAGUGCUUCUUCCAUCUUGCAGUCGACUUUCAGUGCUGACUCGCUACAGAACCCUGGGCCCAGAGCUAACUUGCUUCCAACUUGGAGCACUGAAUCUGUGGGUGACAAUGGAGGAAUUACAGAUAGAGAUCAGCAGGACGCUUCAUCCAGUGAGCCCUCAGACAGGGACAAAACCCACAUCUACCAAUGGACUCAGCCUCUUUCAGAACUGCAUAUUGAGGCUAUGCCAAAGUGUAAGGAACCAUCUUCCCCGGCCAAGCCUCUGCUGAAAAGCAGGGAAUCAUCCCCUUCGACGGACACGAUAUACUCGCGCCUCCGAGAUCCUUUCCCUGCAGAACCUCUGCACCUGGAAGAUGGGAUGUCAUCUUCCACACCUUCUGAAUGCUCCGAACCGUCAGUCACGGACCUGACUUCUGUGCCGGCUGUAGGAAGAAGCAGCCCUCUGGUCUUGGGCAGCAGGAUUCGGGUGUACCCACGUGGGACCAACAUGAAGCUACCCGAAGGUGUGAUCCUGCUGCCCAUAAGUGACGACAAGUGGGUCGCAGCCAGGCUGGAGUGCGCCAAAGCUAAGUGACUAAAUGGAUCCUCUCUGUUUACCUGUUAGGGGGAGUAGAAACUGUUUACCUUUACCAAUGAACAAAAACAGAAACAAAAUAGAAAAGAAAAAGAAAAAGAAAAAGAAAAAAGAAAGUAGAAGCCGAUCAUGGUUUACAACUAACAUCUGCAGGCAAUGCUGUGGAAUAUACCGGUUGCUGAUGACAAAAACACAAAAGAUGAUAUUAGCUGUUCUAACCUCUUUUGUUACAUGAAUUUUUGCUGGGGCUGCAUGAGAUAUUAGUGCAUUUCCUCUCAUAUGAAAGUUGCAGUUGUGCAUUUGAAUCUGUGGAAGAAGGUAUUGUGACGUCUGCUUACUCCACGAAAUUGAAAUGAUGUUGUUGA